CAGGGAAAAGUCUCUCAAAGUUUAGUUAUGAACACAAUUAAGAAGAGUAAAUAUCAACAUGUUGUGGAUAAGAGCUGUUAUUUUCGUGGGGAUUAGUUUGCUUGUGGAAACCACUCCAUUGAAAAGCUACAGAAUUGUUGGAGGAGUCGAGGCCUGCCCGCAUUCUCUGCCAUAUCAAGUGGCUCUUAUUUUAGAUCGUUUAAAUUUUUGUGGAGGGGUACUAGUUUCAACAACGCAUGUUCUUACAGCAGCCCAUUGCGUCUCUCAGAACCCAACAAUCGAAGUUGUUCUAGGAGCGCACAACCUCGGUCAAUAUGAAGAGACUCAGAUAGUAAUUUACGAUCCUAUUAUAAUAGUUCAUGAGAACUUCAGUGCUUCAGAAUUAAAAAACGAUAUCGCUUUGUUAAAACUAAAGCACCAUAUUCAGUUAUCCGCAGCCGUAAUGCCAGUUGCAUUGGUUGGAGAAGAUGACGAUUUGUCCGGAUGUAGUGGAGUUUUAUCUGGAUGGGGUUUGACUUCCUACGCUGACAAUCAUAUGCAAAACAAACUUAGGAAAGUGUCAGUUGAAGUUCUAACAGAUCGGAUGUGCAUUUCGUACUUAAACUCAAACGGACUGUCUGAUCCGAAGUCAUACGUUUGCACCGGUGGAUUUGAUACUGUUUUUGGUGCUGUGGGUGCAUGCUUCGGGGAUUCAGGCGGACCGUUGGUAGUAAAAAACUCCCUAAUUGGACUGGUGUCUUUUGGCGAUGAAACAUGCGAGUAUGGCCAGCCUACAGUAUUUACGAGUAUCAGUUAUUACAGAAACUGGAUUAACAAAUUUUCAGGAAUUUAAUGUUUUGAGGUUUAUAUAUCUUUUUGUUCAAUAAACCAACCAAAAAUUAA
Dendroctonus ponderosae (mountain pine beetle) is the source of this 882-nucleotide messenger RNA. Its product is annotated as brachyurin. Gene Ontology annotation, biological process: proteolysis. Gene Ontology annotation, molecular function: serine-type endopeptidase activity. NCBI's taxonomy places the organism in Eukaryota, Metazoa, Arthropoda, Insecta, Coleoptera, Curculionidae. The transcript is spliced from 4 exons. The record is from RefSeq and is a predicted model, not a curated record. Bases 59 to 832 code for a protein of 257 amino acids.